Molecule: messenger RNA, 537 nt
Organism: Clonostachys rhizophaga
Lineage: Eukaryota; Fungi; Ascomycota; Sordariomycetes; Hypocreales; Bionectriaceae
Source: the annotation of a GenBank genome assembly
AUGAUCCCGUUGGGCAUUCCUGGUAUCUGUGACCCGAAACUGCAACCCGGGUGGAUCUGUGGCAACGUGGCUCAAAGCUGGACCACAUCCAUUGUCUGGGGAGCUCUGGGUCCCUCAAGGCUCUUUGGAAGCGACGCACUAUACAGGAAGCUCCCUUGGGCUACUCUUGCUGGUGCUCUAUGGCGUGUUGCCUGGUACCUGGCCCGACAAUGCUGGCCCAACAGCUUCUUCCGACUUUGCCAUCCUCUCGUUCUCUUGGUAGGUCCCAUCUUGUGGGCGCCCCUCAACUUUUCCAUGGUAUGGCAAAGCUUGCCAGUGUCUUUCGUAUUCGGGUAUUGGAUCAAACGCCGAUAUGUAGAGCGGUGGAACAAGUACAACUACAUCACGUCCACGACUCUUCUGUCGGGAAUCGCCUUUUCCAUCAUUAUCCAGUUCGCGGGGCUUGCGAACCAGGGGAUUUCACCUACCGCAGUUCCCAGCGUGGUGUGGGACAACCAAAUAUAUGGACAUGCGACUUUCAAGACUGCAGAUGGCUAA